AUGGCAAGACGUUUGUACCUUGGCAGACUUCCUCCUGAUGCCCGUUCUGAUGACGUGGCUAAGUUUUUCGAUGGCUAUGGCCGUAUCAUUGACUGUCGUGUCAUGACCGGUUCGUCGGACAAGAGGCGCGCGUCAAAUGCGGAACUCACUGGACCUCCAUCAGGAUUCGGUUUUGUCGAGUUUGAAAGCUCAAAGGAUGCGGAGGACGCUGUGCAUCAUUUCAACGGCAAGCCAUUCAUGGGAGCCAACAUCGUCGUUGAAUUUGCUAAAGAAAGUCGCCCUCGUCGGGAUGUCUAUGAGAGCGACCGUGGCUACGGGGCUGCUCGCUCCCGCAGGCCUCCAGGUAUUCGCCUGAUCGUUUCCGGUAUUUCUCGCGACACUAGCUGGCAGGACUUGAAAGAUUUCGGACGCGAGGCUGGUAGCGUGUCCUUCGCUGACAUUGAUCGCGACAACCCUGGCCAGGGUAUCCUUGAAUAUCUAUCGCGAGAUGAUGCAGACCGUGCCGUCAAGGAUUUGGACGGUAAAGACCUGCGCGGUAGACCUGUCCGCGUUGCCUACGACGAUACUCGCGGUGGACCUGAUAAUUACAGGCGCGAGGAUCGUCGUGAGGAACGUCCUCGAAGUGAUGACCGAUACAAAGAAGAACGAUACUACAGGGAUGAUCGGCCAUCCUAUCGCCGCGAACGAUCACGUUCGCCGCCUCGUCGCAAUGAUUAUGAGGAUCGUCGCCCCAGGUCUCCACCUCCGCCGCGGAGGGAUCCUGAUGAGAGAAAACCUGCAGGGUACGAUGAUUACCGACGGGGAGGUUAUGAUGAUGACCGCAGAGCCCCUGAUUAUUAUUAUGACCGCCGCAGGGACGAUGACCGGCGACGUGAAGACCGCAGUGGCAGACGCGACGAGAAAGACGAUCGGUACGACGACAGGGCAAUGAGGCACGCAAAUGGCGAUGGUGGAUGGGCGCGUUAA
Molecule: messenger RNA, 966 nt
Organism: Suillus subaureus
Lineage: Eukaryota; Fungi; Basidiomycota; Agaricomycetes; Boletales; Suillaceae
Exons: 8
Coding region: 1-966 (321 amino acids)
Cellular component (GO): nucleus; ribonucleoprotein complex; cytoplasm
Molecular function (GO): mRNA binding
Source: RefSeq, a predicted model, not a curated record